Molecule: messenger RNA, 220 nt
Organism: Acaulospora morrowiae
Lineage: Eukaryota; Fungi; Glomeromycota; Glomeromycetes; Diversisporales; Acaulosporaceae
Source: the annotation of a GenBank genome assembly
AAUGGCAAAGAACUCCACAACAAAGAUGUCCCCUUUCUUUUUGAUAUAUGGAAGGGAUGUGCGACAACCCAUACACCUGAGUUCCACCAUGGAUAUGCUAGACGGAACUAUCCUACAAAGAACUUUUGACCUAAUUGAACAACUCCCAAGAGCUCGGCAAAAUGCAAUUCACCAUAUACAGCAAGCUCAAAUUCAACAGAAAACUUAUCACGACAAGUGA